This is a messenger RNA of Helianthus annuus (common sunflower), 1290 nucleotides long. Its product is annotated as probable aldo-keto reductase 5. Bases 75 to 1103 code for a protein of 342 amino acids. NCBI's taxonomy places the organism in Eukaryota, Viridiplantae, Streptophyta, Magnoliopsida, Asterales, Asteraceae. Gene Ontology annotation, cellular component: cytoplasm. The transcript has 5 exons. The record is from RefSeq and is a predicted model, not a curated record.
AAUAUAUAAGUCAGUGCAAGCUUUCUGCUAUAUAUAAAACUGAGAUUCCCAAAGACAAUACACAUUUAGAAACAAUGGCAUCAUCAAAGGUGUCACAACUGAAGUUAGGUUCACAAGGUCUGAUUGUUUCAGCACAAGGACUGGGUUGCAUGGGUAUGUCCGCACACUACGGAUCAGCAAAACCCGAACCCGAAAUGAUCAAGCUCAUCCACCAAGCCAUCGACUCUGGGGUCACCUUCCUUGACACCUCCGACUUCUACGGCCCUCACACCAAUGAAAUCCUCGUCGGCAAGGCUUUGAAAGAGGGAUAUAGAGAGAAGGUUCAAAUCGCUACAAAAUUCGGAGUGCGGUUGAUGGAUGGAAAGCCUCCGGAGGUUUGUGGUGAUCCCGAGUAUGUCCGAUGGGCUUGUGAAGCUAGCUUGAAAAGACUUGAUGUUGACUAUAUCGAUCUCUACUAUGCUCAUAGGAUUGACACUCGUAUCCCAGUCGAAGUCAUGAUGGGAGAACUGAAGAAACUGGUAGAGGAAGGCAAAGUGAAGUAUGUAGGGUUAUCAGAAGCAUGUGCUUCAACAAUUAGAAGGGCUCAUGCUGUUCAUCCGAUAACCGCAAUACAGACCGAGUGGUCUUUAUGGUCACGAGAUUUGGAGGAUGAUAUUGUUCCUACAUGCAGAGAACUUGGCAUUGGGAUUGUUCCUUACAGUCCUCUUGGCAGGGGAUUCUUGGCUGGUGGUCCUAAAUUGGUGAAAAACUUGGAAGAGGGAGACACAAGGAAGGAUUAUCCAAGGUUUAAGAAUGUUGAGCACAAUAAGACUGUAUUUGAGCGAGUGAAUGAGAUGGCUACAAGGAAAGGGUGCACAGCGGCUCAACUAGCAUUGGCGUGGGUGCAUCACCAAGGAAGCGAUGUUGUUCCAAUUCCAGGAACCACAAAGCUCGAAAAUUUGAACCAAAACAUUGGAGCUUUGUCUAUAAAUUUAACACCAAUAGAAAUGAUGGAACUUGAAUCAUUUGCUUCAAGUGAUGUGGUGAAGGGGGAUAGGCAUGUAUACAUGCAAAGGACUUGGAUAAAUUCAGAGACUCCACCAUUGUCAUCUUACUAUAAAUAAAUUGACUUAUAAGAGUCAUAUGCACGGUUUCUUGUAAUGUUAAGAUGCCAAGCUGUUGGAGCUUUGUCAUUUUAGCUUUCCUUUUCCAUGACUAUGUAGGUUUUAUAAUAAAUGAUUGUAUGUGUGUUUUAAAGAUUGUUACUUUGUUGAAGCUUAUGUUAUGCAUAAUGGUGUUAAUUGUGCUUUA